Messenger RNA from Parastagonospora nodorum SN15, 592 nucleotides. RefSeq lists its product as hypothetical. NCBI's taxonomy places the organism in Eukaryota, Fungi, Ascomycota, Dothideomycetes, Pleosporales, Phaeosphaeriaceae. The coding region runs from base 38 to 346 and encodes 102 amino acids. The record is from RefSeq and is a predicted model, not a curated record. The transcript is spliced from 2 exons.
CAUCUUGAUCUUCCGCAUCUAGCCGCCUGCACUGAGCAUGUUUCGCACGACAGCUCGUCUGCUUGAUUGCCGCAUCACCUUCUUCACUCGAAGCCCGUGCGGGCUCUGUGACACGGCGAAGGCUGUUGUUCGGAACGUUGAAGCAAAAAGACCAUUGACCUAUCACGAGAUCAAUGUUAUGGAACCUGGCCAGGAGAAGUGGAAGAGUAUGUAUGAGUUCGACACGCCCGUGAUCCACAUCGACAAGGCGGGUGCUCCCGAGACCACCGCAUCGUCACUAAAGCUCAUGCAUCGAUUUAAGGAGGAAGAAGUCCUGAAUCUAAUGGAUGCUGCUGAGCAGUCAUGACGCUUCGGCCACAUUUCGGAUCUAAGCGACGAUUGGAAGCCACGUCAUACAACUCCAAUAGCAUGCAAUAGUGACAUGUCCUGUCCUAAAUUUGUCGUUGGCAAAGGGCCCCAACUAGCGCGUGGGGAUGUGGGGUAGCGCUUAUGAGGGGUCGCGAUAGCAAUACAGGACGAUGACGAUGCUGCAUUUGAAGCGUUGCCGUGUACCCUUGCCGAGGCCAGCAAUCAAGCUCCAGUUGCCAAACAA